Peronospora matthiolae is the source of this 1077-nucleotide messenger RNA. The record is from the annotation of a GenBank genome assembly. Lineage: Eukaryota; Oomycota; Peronosporomycetes; Peronosporales; Peronosporaceae.
AUGCGUGUGGACGUGACCCCGAGCUUCCGGGAGCUUGCUCCAAUACGUGCUGGUAUCGUCCCAAACGAACAAAGUGUUUUUGUUCGGGAAGCCUCAGAGCUGCUGAGCAGUGUACUGGAAUUGGAAAAGCUGUUAAGUCAAGUGAGACCGAAAUAUCUGCUACCGAAGCGGUUCGUUCGAACCAAAGGGUCCCGGAUGAGUGAAGAGGACAAGGACGAGCUGGACGCUGAUUUAGUGGAGCUCAUUAAAAACUGCAGCAGCAGGAUUGAUGUCUUGAAGUCGGCGGCAGAUGUUCAGCCUGCUGUGGCUAGCGUGAAAGAGUUCCGGAAAGAAGUAGUAGCAUAUCUGCUAGAGCGUUUGAAAUGCACGGCAGACAGUGCCAAGCAGAUGCAAAAGAAGAGAUACCAGCAGCCUUUCCUGCUGUCCUCGCGCUUGCUGCCGGAAGACGACCGACAAGGUUUGGAUGCACUGGAGAAAACAAUUGUACGCUUGAGGCAUGUAGGAGUUACGAAGAAACAGAUCGCUACCAUGCUCGAUAAAAAUACCGACGCCCCAGCAAUUCCAUCGUCUCAGACGUCUGGAUCGCCUGCAUUGUCGACCUGUGCUAGCUCCGCACUAUCAGUGAAUGCACCACUGGUGGAGCAAACUAGGGCGAACAAACCUCACCGCGACAUCUUGAACACACGAAAUCGGACGGCAUCCGUGCAGCAACCACCGCUGUUCGCCUCACAAAGCGACGAGCUUGAGCUUACCGAAGAGGAAGGCCGCCGCUUUGCUGUUGAGAACGUGAUAUUACAUCGACAUUUCCAGGAAAAUCUCGAGGAUGCAAAAAAGAUGGAGUCCAAAAUGGCUGAAAUCUCGAGCCUCAUGGGACAAUUUGCGGACAAAAUUAUGGAGCAGCAGAGCGAUAUCGAGCAAAUUCAGCACCAUGCUUACGAGACAAAGUCCAACGUCAGCCAGAGCAACCGCAUCCUUGAGCAAACGCAAGGGAUUGGAAAUGGUUAUGGGUUCUUGAUUUUCUGCUUUUACGCAGGGUUUUCCGUCAUCUUGCACAUGCUGCAUUAUUUCAACAGCUGA